ACCAUCCUGGGUUCUGUCAAUGGGUUUAAAAACUCGUUGAUCACUCGAGUGGUAGAUAAUUAUCAAGCAAAAGCAAAACUCGCUGGGAAUGAUUAUCAAGCAAUAGCAGAAAAAGCUCUGAGUCACCCGAUGAACACCGCGGGCUUGAUGGAGCUGAUAGAGUACGUCCAAAAAUCCGAAACAGUUUCUCUAAAAUCGCUCGAGUCCACACUCUCCGAAAUCAUCGAAAAUGUGGCUUUUCUUUCCGACUUUUGGCUCCUCUCCGACGCUGAAAUCGCCACCAACAACAAUGCCUUCAACUGGUUCCAUAAGAUGCCAAAAAUUCUGGAAGAAUAUCGUGAGAAUGUUAAAACAAAAACUUUGUAUUUCCAAGACGCUUUAAAAUCUCGUUAUCACAAGUUUGAGGAAGAACUCGAAUCUUAUGCAAAACAAGUGGAGGAGAUCCAACACUGGGGAGACAUGGAGGAGGUCUUCAGAUAUCAGAAGAAAACUCAGAACCUGGAGAACAAAUUAAUAGCAGCUAUGGAAAAAAUCGAUAAGUUCAAUGAAGAGGAAGUCUCAUUUGGAUGGGAGACAACUCAAUAUCCUCUGCGAAAAAAAAUAGCGGAUCGUUUGAUUCCCUUUAAAAAGCUCUUCGAUGCCACUUGCGAAUUCCUUGUAAAACACGAGAAGUGGACAGGGUCGAUGAUCGGUUCUUACGAUCCUGAAGACAUCGACAACGACGUGAGCACUGCCUACAGGACUCUGUACAAGUUGGAGAAGCAAUUAGUUGAGGCAGAGCCUAAGGACCUUGCUGGCAUCGUGAGGGACAAAAUCGAGGAUUUCAAGGAUCGAAUGCCAGUUAUUAUGACCUUGGGAAAUCCCGGAAUGAAGCCUAGACAUUGGGACCAGGUGUCUGGAAUCGUCGGCUUCCCCAUUAAGGUUGACGCCGAACUAACGCUGGGAAAGAUACUCAACAUGGGCUUAGAUAAUUACAUCGACAAGUUCGAGGGCAUUGCUGAAGCUGCAACCAAGGAGAGCAGCUUGGAGAAACUAAUGGACAAGAUGCAGAAAGACUGGCAGAACAUGUUCUUCACUGUCAAUCCCUAUAAAGAGACUGGAACUUACGUAAUAGCAUCUGUUGACGAGAUUCAAGUUAUGCUAGAUGACCACAUAACUAAAGCCAUGACAAUGAAGAACUCCGCGUACAUUAAGCCCUUCGAAGCGCAGAUCCUUAAAUGGGAGGCGAAGCUUCAUCUGCUUCAGGAUAUUCUGGACCAGUGGUUGAGGGUUCAGGGGACGUGGAUGUACCUCGAGCCCAUCUUUACCUCUCCGGACAUUCAACAGCAGAUGCCAGAUGAGGGGAGACGUUUUACAGCUGUUGACAAGACCUGGAGGGACAUCAUGAAGACUGUGCAGGCGGACCCUAAAGUUAUGUCGGUGGUGGAGAUCGAUAAAAUGCUGGAGAGGUUGAAGAAGAGCAUGGGGUUAUUGGAGUUGAUUCAGAAGGGGUUGAAUGAUUAUUUGGAGAAGAAGAGACUCUACUUCCCGAGAUUUUUCUUUCUUUCUAAUGAUGAACUCCUGGAGAUUCUUUCCGAGACGAAGGACCCCACCAGAGUUCAACCGCAUCUAAAGAAGUGCUUCGAAGGGAUCGCAAAACUAGCAUUCGAUGCGGAUCUCGAAGUCCACAGAAUGAAAUCAGCGGAAGGUGAAGAAGUAGAUUUAGUGGACGUGAUUUCGACGUCUGCAGCAAGAGGACAAGUUGAGAAAUGGCUGUUGGAGUUGGAGACAGACAUGAGAAAAAGUAUUCGCAACAUGGUGAAACAAGCGAUUGACGCUUAUCCCCUCAAGGUAAGAACUGCCUGGGUCCUGGAGUGGCCGGGUCAGACGGUCCUCUGUGUUGGACAACUCUACUGGACCCAGCAGAUCGAGCAAGCGAUGCCACAAGGUGUCGCCGGCUUAAAAAAAUACCUAGACCAAUGCCAACAGGAGUUGCACGACAUUAUCUUGCUGAUUAGAGGGAAACUAUCGAAGCAGAAUCGAAUUACUUUGGAGGCAUUAGUAACACUAGACGUCCACGGCAAAGACACGCUAAGUCAGCUAUACAAAGACGAAGUAGUAAACAACAGCGACUUCAAGUGGCUCUGCCAACUCCGUUACUACUGGCAGGAGGAGAAUUUAAUUACCUACAUGAUAAACUCCAGUCUCCGCUAUGGUUACGAAUACCUCGGAAAUUCAUCCCGCCUAGUGAUCACCCCCCUGACAGACCGUUGUUACCGUACCCUCUUCGGCGCGCUCUCCCUCCAUCUCGGAGGAGCUCCAGAGGGUCCAGCAGGAACAGGAAAAACCGAGACAACAAAAGAUUUGGCAAAAGCGGUAGCAAAACAGUGUGUAGUUUUCAAUUGCUCGGACGGAUUGGACUACAUCGCUCUCGGCAAAUUUUUCAAAGGUCUCGCCUCCUGCGGCGCAUGGUCGUGCUUCGACGAAUUCAAUAGGAUCGAUCUCGAGGUGUUAUCUGUUGUUGCUCAACAAAUUCUGACGAUCCAAAGGGGAAUCAAUGCUGGAGCUGAGAAACUCAUGUUCGAAGGGACUGAAAUCAGUCUAGAUCCGACUUGUGCGGUCUUCAUUACUAUGAAUCCAGGGUAUGCUGGAAGGUCUGAGCUUCCAGACAAUCUGAAAGCACUUUUUAGGUCUGUGGCCAUGAUGGUACCCGAUUAUGCCCUAAUUGCGGAGAACACCCUCUACUCUUUUGGAUUUUAUAAUGGUAGACCACUAGCCGUGAAGAUCGUAACAGCUUACAAAUUAUGCUCGGAGCAGCUGAGUAGUCAGUGUCAUUACGAUUACGGCAUGAGGGCUGUAAAGUCAGUCCUGACAGCCGCAGGGAACCUGAAACUCAAGUAUCCUGAGGAGUCCGAGGAUGUGCUGAUGCUGAGAAGCAUCAAGGACGUCAACUUGCCGAAAUUCCUGAGCCACGAUCUUCCGUUAUUCCAGGGAAUAGCCUCCGAUCUAUUCCCCGGGGUCGUCCUUCCGACUCCUGAUUACUCGCACUUGAAUGAGUGCGCUAGGAUCGCGUGCGAGAGGAUGAAUAUUCAGUGUACGGAUUUUUUCUUGGAGAAAGUUCAACAGAUUUUCGAGAUGAUGAUUGUAAGACACGGUUUCAUGAUCGUGGGGCUACCCUUUGGGGGAAAAACUACUGCUUACAGGGUCCUUGCCGAGGUGCUGGGGAUGCUGGAGGAGAGAGGGCUGAUGGAGGAGCAUCAGGUGGAGAUUAUCGUCAUCAAUCCCAAGUCAAUCACCAUGGGACAAUUAUAUGGGCAAUUUGAUCCUGCCUCUCACGAGUGGAGUGAUGGGAUUUUAGCUGUGAGCUACAGAAGUUUCGCAGUCUCAACGAAUGAAAAUCGAAAGUGGUUAAUUUUCGAUGGUCCUGUUGACGCUAUUUGGAUAGAAAAUAUGAACACAGUGUUGGAUGAUAACAAGAAACUUUGUUUGAUGUCUGGGGAGAUCAUUCAACUCGCCCCGACUACUAAUUUGAUAUUUGAACCGAUGGACCUGGAGGUGGCCUCUCCAGCCACUGUUUCGCGAUGUGGCAUGAUUUAUAUGGAGCCUGUGGCCCUAGGGUGGGCGCCUUUGUUGACUUCCUGGUUGAAUACCCUGCCCGAAGGCUUAGGGGACCAUGUUAAAGCGCAUUUAGAAGGGAUGUUCCUGAGGUUUUGCCCGGCUUUGCUACAUCUUCUUCGUCGUUCGGGAGCUAGAGAAAUGAUCAAUAUGCCUGACGCAAAUCUGGUGAGAUCCCUUACAUAUCUUCUAGACUGCUUUUUGAGCGAUUACCAGACAGAUGGGGCCUUAUCUGGAGUCGUUGAGAGUGACCUGAGGGCUCAGGUCGAGGGCUCCUUUUUCUUCUCUUGUAUAUGGGCGAUGGGUGGGACCUUGAUGGUGACCUAUCGAGAGUGGUUCAACGAUUUAUUCAGGGGUCUUAUGUCCCCCGAACUUCCAGAAAAUAUUCACAAACGAUUCAAUCUUCCUCCAGAAAUCACCAGCCCGAAAGAUUCAUACAUAACGUCAAUCCCUUCACAGGGCUCAGUCUUUGAUUAUAAAUUUACGAAACAGGGUAGAGGGUUGUGGACACUCUGGGUGGAGGACUUAAAAACCGUCCCUGCUAUUCCCAGGGAUAUUCCCAUGAAUCAAAUAAUAGUUAACACCAUUGAAACUGUUAGGUACUUCUAUCUGUUUCAAAAUUUGGUGUCCCAGCACAAGCCAGUGCUACUAGUGGGGCCAACGGGAACUGGAAAGUCCGUCUAUGUAAUGGAGUUUCUGCUGAAGAGGAGCAAUCCACAAGUUUUCAAACCACUUUUUAUUACCUUCUCUGCUCAGACUACGGCCAAUCAGACUCAGGAUAUGAUUAUGAGUAAAAUGGAUAAGAGGAAGAAAGGAGUCUAUGGGGCUCCACCAGGGAAACAUUGGGUCGUAUUCGUUGACGAUGUGUCAAUGCCAUCAAAAGAGGAGUAUGGAGCACAGCCCCCCAUCGAGCUACUUAGACAGUGGAUGGACCACGAGUCCUGGUACGACAGAAAAGAACUAGUACCUUUUUAUUUGAAAGAUAUGCAGCUCAUCUGCGCCAUGGGACCGCCCUCCAGUGGAAAAGAUGUCACUCCCCGGUUUAAAAGGCACUUCUUUACCCUGAGCAUUUCUGAGUUUGAAGAUGACGUGAUGGUCACCAUCUUCAGGAAAAUCAUGAAGUGGCAUUUGGAAAGUCAGGGAUUCCCCGAUUUUUUUAGCUCUUGUGUGGAUUACAUAGUACUAGGAACUUUGGAUAUCUAUAAGGAGAGUUUGAGGCAUCUUCUGCCAACUCCAGCGAAAUCUCAUUACCUGUUUAAUUUACGGGAUUUCUCGAGAGUCGUCCAAGGUGUUCUGUUAUCAAGGCCUGACAGUGUUACCAAUUUGAUGGGGAUGAAAAGGCUUUGGGUUCACGAAGUGCUCAGAGUGUACGGAGAUCGGCUAGUCGACGAAAAUGACGUUAAUUGGCUGGUAGAACAAAUUACGAAGACCCUAAAAGACAGAAUGGACGACGAUAUAAACGUCCUCUUCAGAGAUUUCACAUCCCACCCUCGAGAACAAGUAACGGAAACUCACUUGAGAAAUCUCGUGUACUGCGAUUUUCAAUAUCCUUUAGAAGACAAAAAGCUCUACACUGAAGUGGAAAGCCUGGACGAGCUCAGCGAAAUAGUUCAGGAGUAUUUAGCAGAGUUUAACUCAAUGUCAAAAAAGCCCAUGAAUCUGGUUUUAUUCAGAUUCGCAGUGGAACACCUCUCAAAGAUCUGCCGAAUAUUGAUGCAGCCACGUAGCCACGCCCUGCUGGUAGGUGUAGGGGGUUCUGGGAGGCAGUCCUUGACCCGGCUUGCAUCACACAUCUCGGAUUACGAGAUUUUUCAGGUCGAAAUAUCACGUCAAUAUGGGGUGCACGAGUGGCACGAGGACCUCAAAACGAUUCUAAGGAAAACUGCAUCGAGUGAUCUCCACACGACUUUCCUAUUUACAGACUCGCAGAUUAAAGAAGAGUCAUUUCUCGAGGACAUCAGUAAUCUGAUGAACUCGGGAGAGGUGCCAAAUCUCUUUGCGACAGAUGAGAAAAUGGAGAUAUGUGAGAAAAUGAGACAGAUGGAUCGACAGAGGGAUAAGUCCCUGCAGACUGAUGGGAGUCCUGUUGCCCUUUUCAAUUAUUUCGUUCAAGUUGUCAGGGAGCAGCUGCAUGUGGUAGUCACUAUGUCGCCGAUUGGCGAUGGAUUCAGAACAAGAAUUAGGAAAUUUCCAGCUCUUGUCAAUUGCUGUACCAUUGAUUGGCUUCAGCCCUGGCCUGAGGAUGCUCUCCUGGCUGUUGCGACCAAGUUCCUGGGGGAAAUCAAAUUGCCGGAGGAAGAACGAACUGCUUGCAUUGAAAUGUGUCAAUAUUUUCAUACUUCUACGCAAGAUUUAUCGAAGGAGUUUCUGCUGAGAGCUAGACGGCACAAUUACGUGACUCCAACGUCGUAUUUGGAGCUGAUAAACACAUUCAAAGACCUUUUAUCUAAGAAGCAAGCGGAGGUGCUUGAAGGGAAGCGUAGGUACGAGACAGGACUCUCCAAGUUAGAGUCUACCCACAAGCAAGUGGAAAAAAUGCAGAGGAUCCUUGCGGCACUCCAGCCCAAGCUGGUGGAGGCUGCCAAGGACGUUGAGAGGAUGGUCGCUAAUGUAGAAAAGGAGAAGGAAGAUGCGGCGGUGAUUGCAGACGUCGUCAAGGCUGACGAGGAGGCCGCCGCGACUGUAGCAGCAGCAGCUGAGGAAAUCCGUGGGGAAUGCAACGCAGACCUCGAGCUGGUGAUGCCGAUCCUGAAUAUGGCGAACGCAGCUCUCAACACUCUCACCCCUCAGGACAUGCAAAUCGUCAAGACCAUGAAAUCUCCUCCUGCAGGCGUCAAACUGGUGAUGGAAGCCGUCUGCAUCCUGAAGGACGUGAAACCCGAGAAGAUUCAAGGUGAGGGAGGUAAAAUGGUGGACGACUACUGGAAACCCUCCCUCCGUAUCCUGGGGGAUAUGAAGUUCCUGGAGUCUCUUUUGGCCUUCGACAAGGACAACAUUCCCGAGAGAAUUAUCACGAAAAUUCGUACCACCAUCCUGACAAAUCCAAAUUUCGAUCCGGAUAAAAUUCGAAACGCUUCCACAGCCUGUGAGGGACUCUGCAAAUGGGUCUUCGCACUGUCUGAGUACGAUAAAGUCGCGAAAGUUGUCGCACCCAAGAAAAUUGCCCUCGCAAAAGCUGAGGGGGAGUACAACGAGGCGAUGCAAGCUCUGGAAAUUAAGCGGGCACAAUACAAAGAGGUGCAGCAGAAGUUGGAGCGAUUGAUGGACCUUCUUAAGCAGAGAACCGAUGAACUACAGGCGAUGAAUGACGAGGAACAGGAGUGUAAACAAAAAUUACAGAGAGCUGAGGAAUUAAUAGGCGGACUCGGGGGUGAGCACGACAGAUGGAGUGAAACAGCAAAAAUCCUUGGGGAACUCUACUUUAAACUCACAGGAGACAUUCUCAUCGGUUCUGGCGUCGUCGCCUACCUGGGAGUCUUCACAAUGCAGUACCGACAGGCCCAGAUAGAGAACUGGGUGAGACUCUGCACAGAGCUGAACAUUUACUGCACGAAAGACUUUCUGCUGGGUCAAGUGCUCGGAGAUCCUGUGUCUAUUCGCUCCUGGAAUAUCUUCGGUCUUCCUACUGACCUUUUUUCAGUAGACAAUGGAAUAAUUGUGUUCAAGUCACGGCGAUGGCCUCUCAUGAUCGAUCCUCAAGGACAGGCGAACAAGUGGGUGAAGAAUAUGGAGAAAGACGCCGGAAUUCAUGUGAUUAGGCUCAAUCAGAGUGAUUACACGAGAGUGCUUGAGAAUGCUAUUCAAUUUGGACAGCCUGUAUUGAUGGAGAAUGUCGGUGAGGAAUUAGACGCAGUACUGGAGCCAUUGCUUCUCAAGCAGACCUUCAAGACAGCUGGCUCCUUGUGCAUUAAACUCGGAGACUCAGUGGUCGAGUGGAACGAUAAAUUCCGAUUCUAUAUCACUACCAAAUUGCGAAAUCCUCAUUAUUUGCCGGAGAUUGCUGUCAAAGUUACACUUUUGAAUUUCAUGAUUACUCCGGUGGGUUUGGAGGAUCAGUUGCUGGGGAUUGUGGUAGCUAAGGAGAGGCCGGAUUUGGAGAGCGAGAAAAAUCAAUUGAUUGUUCAAGGAGCUGCGAAUAAAAAAAUGUUGAAAGAAAUAGAGGACAAGAUUUUGGAAGUGCUUUCAGGAUCAGACGAGAACAUUUUGGAGAAUCAGACAGCUAUUGCUAUUCUAAGCUCGUCAAAGGUAUUAGCUAAUGAAAUACAGGUGAAACAAGCUGUCGCAGAGGUGACAGAAAAAUCGAUUGAUGCAGCUAGACUUCAGUACACGUCCAUUGCUGUUCAUAGCACUGUUCUAUUUUUCACCAUCGCUGUCCUAGCAAAUAUUGAUCCAAUGUAUCAAUACUCCCUCGCCUGGUUCAUGAAUCUCUUUAAAGUGACAAUCGACAAUACACCACCAGUGGAAGACAUUAGUCAACGUCUUCAGGACCUCACCAAGGCAUUUACACACUCUCUUUACAUCAAUAUCUGUCGUUCCCUGUUCGAGAAGGAUAAACUUUUGUUCUCGUUGAUACUCGCAAUUAAUUUACUGAAUAAGAGGGGUGAAGUUUCAAUGUCACAGUGGAUAUUCCUGUUGACUGGUGGUGUUGGACUCGAUAAUCCUGACAGAAAUCCGGCUAAAUGGCUUCCUUCGAAAUCCUGGGAUGAACUUUGCAGACUUGACGAUGUUCCUGGAUUUACAGGAAUAAAAUCAAAAUUCGUUCAAAACGUGCAGAAGUGGAAGGAAAUAUUCGAUCACAGAGAACCCCAGUCUCAAAAAUUUCCUCAGCCCUUCGAUAAAAUAACUCUUUUCGAAAGAAUGUUGAUCUUACGAUGUCUGAGACCUGACAAAGUGGUGCCGUCGGUUCAACUCUUCGUAGAAGAUCAACUUGGGAGACAAUUUGUAGAGCCUCCGCCCUUUGAUUUGGCCUCCUCCUACGCCGACUCCUUUUGCUGCAUUCCUCUUAUCUUUGUUUUGACCCCUGGAGCGGAUCCCACCGCGGUUCUACUAAAAUUCGCUGAUGAUCAGGGCUUCGGCACAUCCCGACUCUUUUCUCUAUCACUGGGUCAGGGUCAGGGUCCAAUAGCCGUCAGUUUGAUUGACGAGGGAGUGAAGAAUGGCACUUGGGUUGUACUCCAAAACUGUCACUUAGCCAAGAGUUGGAUGCCAACACUGGAAAAGAUUUGCGAGGGUUUCACACCAGAAUCGGUACAUCCUGACUUCAGAUUGUGGCUCACCAGUUAUCCAGCUGAACAUUUUCCCAUUAGUGUUCUUCAGAAUGGUGUCAAGAUGACUAAUGAGCCACCCAAAGGACUCAGAUCGAAUAUUACGAGAUCAUUCCUUCAGGAUCCAAUCUGUGAUCCGGAUUUCUUCGAGACAUCGAAGCAAAAGAUUUCCUUCAAGAAAUUACUGUUCUCAUUGUGUUUCUUCCACGCUAUUGUCCAGGAGAGACGUAAAUUCGGGCCAAUGGGAUGGAACAAUCCAUAUGAGUUCAAUGAGACGGAUCUUCGAAUUAGUGUGCUUCAGCUAAAGAUAUUUCUCGAUCAAUACGACGAUGUGCAAUACGAAGCAUUGAAAUAUCUCACAGGUGAAUGUAAUUACGGCGGUCGUGUGACUGACGAGUGGGAUCGCCGCACUCUCAAUACAAUUCUCGAGGUAUUCUAUUGCGAGGAAGCAGUUGAAGACCGAUCAUACCGUUUCGACUCCUCGGGUCAAUACUACAUCCCAUGGGUCUCGGAGCACUCAGCAUUUCUCGACUACGUGAGGGAACUGCCGAUGAUAACGGGACCCAGUGUCUUUGGCAUGAACGAUAACGCUGAUAUAAUUAAGGACCAGCAGGAGAGCGAGAUUAUGAUUGCCUCCAUUUUAUUAACACAAGAUACGGCGUCAGAAGCUUCUGAAAGCGGUAAAAGCCCUGACGAAAUAGUAUUCACAGUAUCUGAAGACAUUCUGUCGAAACUUCCCCCGGAUUUCGAUUUAGUAAACGCCUUGGAGAAGUAUCCAACAUCGUACAAUCAGAGCAUGAACACGGUGCUCGUACAGGAAAUGGGUCGGUUCAAUAAGCUGCUUCAAACGAUCAGAAACAGUCUGGGGGGUGUACAGAAGGCGAUCAAAGGACUGACGAUAAUGAAUUCAGAACUCGAGGAAGUUUUUACGUCCAUAAUAACUGGAAAAAUACCAAACUUGUGGAAGAGAGACUCUUACCCAUCCCUGAAGCCCCUGGGCAGUUACGUUCAGGAUUUUAUUCGUCGUUUGAUGUUUUUACAGGAGUGGUUUCAGAAAGGGCCGCCGGCUUCUUUCUGGCUCUCUGGGUUCUUCUUUACUCAGGCUUUUCUCACUGGUGCCAGGCAGAACUAUGCCAGAAAGUACUCGAUACCCAUUGAUCUUCUCGUCUAUGAUUUUCUUCCACUUGAGGGGAGUGAGUUUGAUUCCCCACCCGAGGAUGGAAUCUACAUUUAUGGGCUGUUUCUUGAUGGCGCCAGAUUUGAUAGAAAAACGAUGAUGCUGGAGGAGGCCCUCCCCAAGGUUCUCUAUGACGAUGUUCCCUACCUAUGGCUUGUGCCAAUGAAAAAAGAGGAGAUAAAAGAGCGAGUGACGUACACGUGCCCAGUGUACAAAACGAGCGAACGUCGUGGCGUAUUAUCGACCACCGGGCAUUCAACAAAUUUCGUGAUUGCCAUGUGGCUGCCAACAGUGAAGCUACCGAACCACUGGAUAAUGAGAGGAGUCGCAAUGCUCUGUCAAUUGUCCCAGUGAUAAGCUGACGCAGAUGUCAGCGUUGGAGAUCGAAGUAUCCGGAGGUAUAGGGCGCUGGGAGUUGUCAAGGUAGACGCGAUAGAGGCGGAUUCAUCGGCUGGCAUCCGGGACAGAAUGGAUAGACGGGAGAGAAAAUGUAGGGGUGGAAUCAAGAGAGAGCAGCGCAGGGAGGGUGGCAUGGAACGGGGAAGGGGUGAGAGGGUGGAGAGAUUUGAGGGGGUGACGUUCGGCCUGGUAGCGGCACCCUGUCUACUCGGACCGAGAUCGCCGGAGGCUCGUUGCCUAGCGACGUCGUAUUGAUCUCACCCGGUGUGUUCGCAUCUCGGGCGGCUUCCACCCAUCCACCCACCCCGUUCAUCCCAACCACCCCUUUUCGCUCAUUCGCGAAACUCAGUUUUCUUCGUCUCUGUUGUUUUUAUUCACCAGAGUAAAUUUAUCUAUUUCUCUGUCAUCUGAAGGCUGGGAUGCCAAGAGCGUAGGAAAAUUGUCAAUUUAAUCUGGUGAAUUUCGAAACUGAUUCAUUUUUUUUUUGGC
Messenger RNA from Diachasmimorpha longicaudata, 10923 nucleotides. RefSeq names its product dynein axonemal heavy chain 7-like (gene Dhc36C). Gene Ontology annotation, cellular component: dynein complex. Gene Ontology annotation, molecular function: dynein intermediate chain binding; dynein light intermediate chain binding; minus-end-directed microtubule motor activity. The record is from RefSeq and is a predicted model, not a curated record. The coding region runs from base 130 to 10389 and encodes 3419 amino acids. Gene Ontology annotation, biological process: microtubule-based movement. Lineage: Eukaryota; Metazoa; Arthropoda; Insecta; Hymenoptera; Braconidae. The transcript has 29 exons.